AACCAAAAAAAAAAGUGUCGUUUUCUGACCCGUAAAAACACUCUGUAAGCGGAGCGGAGGCGAGGCACACAAAAGAAAAGAAAAAACACAGAGAAGAAAGGUAAACGGAAAAAUUUCCCUUUUCCCUCGAAUUUCCAAAAGCCCACAAACCGCCAUCUUCAUUCACACUCUAACUCGGCGAAAAGAUCACCACCCACUGUUCCUUCUCUCGCUCGCUUCGUCGCCUGAGGGUUUACUGUUCCCGUCUUCGGUCAAUUCAUUCACUGAGUGGCGAAUUUUCUAUUCUGCUGGAAAUUUUCCUGGAAAGGGGAAAGCGGGUAGGGAAAAGAAAAGAAGCGCAGUUCAGGAGGGGGGAAUAGAAAAAGCGGGGGGCGGCCAUUAUUAUUUUAUCGUUCGUCGGCUGCUUCAAUCAUUUGAUUCGGUCGUGGGGGUGGCAGCGGGAAAUGGAGCUCUGGAAUUGAAAUGAACGACGGGAAGAAGAAGAAGAAGAGCAAGUUUGAAAUCUCCGAUUCCUUGCCUGCGCAGUCCCACCGUUCGAUUGGAAGAGAAGGAGGAGACGAGAGGGCCGGAGGCGCGUGGAGGCUACUGACAUGGCGAAGCGCGUGUUCGAAGUCUGGAAAGGAAGUAAUGUUUAGUAGACCCCACUGCCACAAAGUGGCACGUGGGAUUGAGAAGUUCAUCCUUGGAGGGCGAUUUAUAUUUGGACCAGAUGCUAGAUCACUGGUUGUCACCUUAUCACUCAUCAUUGUUCCAGUUGUGCUAUUUUGUGUAUUUGUUGCAAGGCAUCUACGUCAUGCAUUUUCACCCUACGAUGCAGGCUAUGCCAUUCUAGUGGUUGCAAUUCUCUUUACCAUCUAUGUAUUGAUUCUUCUGUUUCUGACAUCUGCACGGGACCCUGGUAUUCUCCCCCGCAAUUUGCAUCCACCAGAAGAGGAGUUCCGUUAUGAUUCUUCUGCAUCAGUUGAGGUUGGUGGCAGACAAACACCGAGCCUACAGUUUCCUAGGACGAAAGAAGUGAUGGUCAACGGGAUUCCUGUUCGAGUCAAAUACUGUGAUACAUGUAUGCUUUAUCGCCCUCCCCGCUGUUCUCACUGUUCCAUCUGUAACAAUUGUGUGGAACGAUUUGACCAUCAUUGCCCUUGGGUGGGCCAAUGCAUAGGACUGCGGAACUACCGUUACUUCUUCAUGUUUGUUUCUUCUGCAACACUUCUGUGCAUCUAUGUGUUCUCCAUAUCGGCCUUGUACAUUAAGGUUUUGAUGAAUGAUAACCAUGCUACAGUUUGGAAGGCAAUACAGGACUCUCCUACUUCAGUCGUGCUAAUGAUCUACUGUUUCAUCUCUUUAUGGUUUGUGGGAGGACUAACUGGGUUCCACUUAUACCUCAUAGGGACAAAUCAGACAACCUAUGAAAACUUUCGUUACCGGGCAGAGAACAGGAUCAACGUCUAUAACCUGGGUUGUGUCAACAAUUUCAAGGAGGUAUUUUGCACCAAGGUCAAGCCAUCAAAAAACAACUUCCGUGCUCUGGCACAAGAGGAAGAACCACCACCGAGGCCUGUGGGGCGGCCCACAGCUCGUGAAGCAACCGGAGGAGAAGAAGAUUCAGGUGGGGGGAACCCGCGUCCGAAGGUCCAGGACGAUCUGGAGAUUGGUGAGGACUUGCUGAAAAUCUCUCAGCGUCGUAACGUAGAAGAGAUGGAUGAUGAAAUACGCUGCAGAGGGAGCAACGGUGGGGCUCCACACAACACGUCAGAUGUGGAGUCCGUAUUAAGCUCUGAUCAUCAUCGAGCCGCUACGGUUAGAGAUGAGACAAGACACUCGAGUUGGGGGAGGAGAAGUGGCAGCUGGGAAAUUGCACCGGAGGUUCUGGUCAACUCAACGGUGACAGAGAGAAGAAGCUUCAGCUCUUCGAAGGAAACGUGACAGUGACAAUGAGGGAGCUAUUUUCUUAAAUGGUAUGGAUGUCUGAUCUCUCCAAGCUUUCUAUUUUCUCUUUAUAUCCCGAUUAAAAACGGUACAAUUAUGUGGCCGGGGGAGUGGAGAAAGAAGUUUAGGGGUCUCCCCCUGAUUUUUAGGGCUUGUGUCAUAUAUUCUUUGGUUGGGGGUUGACUGCCUCUCUCUUCUGUGCUCUCUUGGGAAGCAGUGGAAAAUAGGGGAAAAUGUACUUCUGUAAUUGUCUUUGAGAAGAAGAUAGGUUGAUUUUGGUUGUCGAAUUUCGCCCUUUGUUUUCCCCCUAUAUUUUUCUUUUGCUUGCUCGUGUGAUGAUUCUUAGGGAGAACUGCUAACCUUGGGUUUUGGAGAGUCCUGUCCUAUAUUUGGCUGGCUGGCUUUAUUCUUUUGGUGUAUAUAAUGAACUUCCCUGGUGCAUUUGCUAGUUCCAAACAUUAAUGUCAAAGCUUUCGUUUUCGGUGUUGUUUUGAUUCGAUUCAGGUCCUUCUUAACUUAAUUCAGUUAGUGAGCAGCAGAAGGGAACAUUUUAAUUUCGGUGGAACUACAGAAAGCUUAACUUCUUAGUCUGCCAAAGUAUUAGUAGUAGUAGUCCUAGAGCAUAGCCAGUUGUUCAAUAUUUGAUCGGAUAGACAUCAUCCUCGCAAGUGGAAGCAUUAUGCCCUAGUUGCUAUCUGAAGGUUCACUGCGUCUGUCUGUCGACUGUUGUAUGGAGACCGGCGAAGAACACUUAAGCUCUC
This is a messenger RNA of Linum tenue, 2687 nucleotides long. The record is from the annotation of a GenBank genome assembly. Lineage: Eukaryota; Viridiplantae; Streptophyta; Magnoliopsida; Malpighiales; Linaceae.